Messenger RNA from Siniperca chuatsi (mandarin fish), 3473 nucleotides. RefSeq names its product non-SMC condensin I complex, subunit G (gene ncapg). The transcript is spliced from 22 exons. Gene Ontology annotation, cellular component: condensin complex; condensed chromosome; cytoplasm. NCBI's taxonomy places the organism in Eukaryota, Metazoa, Chordata, Actinopteri, Centrarchiformes, Sinipercidae. The record is from RefSeq and is a predicted model, not a curated record. The coding region runs from base 146 to 3184 and encodes 1012 amino acids. Gene Ontology annotation, biological process: mitotic chromosome condensation.
GACUAAACUUGGGGCAGAUCAAAAUAAAGUUUUGUACGUCAUUACGUAGGAAUCAAGAUUACGCAUCUCAGUUCUCGCGAGAACACAAACGGUUGAAUUUGAAAACAGGCGGCAGUUGCAAGAAGAAAGGUGAAGAAAAGGAAAGAUGACUGCAGACAAUGAAAUAGACGUCAAAGAGGCGUUUCAGCGCGCUCAGAAGGGCCACAAUAACAAGGCAAAGCUGGUAGCAAGCCUGAAGAGCCGCUACAGCAAGCUUGAGGACAAGACACUGUUCCAUGAGGAGUUUGUCCACUACCUGAAGUACGCCAUGAUCGUCUACAAGCGUGAACCUUCAGUUGAAAAUGUCAUCGAGUUUGUCGCAAGGUUCGCCACGAGUUUCCAGUCUCCACCUAAAACGGAGGAGGAGGAGCAGGCGGAGGAAGAGGAAGAAGAAGAUGAGGAUGAUCAUCCAUUUCUGAGUUUCAUCUUCAACUUCCUGUUGGAGUCUCACAAAGCCAGUAGCCAUGCGGUGCGUUUCCGUGUGUGCCAGCUGAUCAACAAGUUGCUGGGCAGUAUGGCAGAGAAUGCCCAGAUAGACGAUGACCUCUUUGAUCGCAUCCACCAAGCCAUGCUGGUCCGUGUCACUGAUAAGUUCCCCAAUGUAAGGAUUCAGGCUGCUUUGGCCAUGACGCGCCUUCAACAGCCGAAGGAUCCUGACUGUCCAACUAUCAACGCGUACAUGUUGAUUCUGGAAAAUGAUACUAAUCCUGAGGUGCGACGAGCCGUUCUUUCCUGCAUUGCAAUGUCUCCUUGCACCCUCCCCAAAGUACUCAAACGCACCCGGGACAUCAAAGAGAAUGUCCGCAAGCUAGCCUACCAGGUUCUGGCUGACAAGGUUCACAUUAAAGCUUUGACCAUCGCACAGAGAGUUGGUAUACUGCAGCAGGGUCUCCAUGACUCCUCAGAAGCGGUGAGGGAGGUGGUUUGUUCUCGUCUGCUGCCGGCCUGGCUGCUUCGGCUGGAUGGUAACGUCAUAGAGCUGCUCCACAGGCUGGAUGUAGAGAACUGUGCCCAAACAGCUCUGGACAUUCUGAAAGCCAUCUUCAAAGGCACACCCACUGAAGAACUGCUGCAGAACAGAGCGCAGCUCGACAACAGAAAGCUGAUCCCAGUGGACUCUCUGACCUGCGAGAAUGUGCUUUACUGGAGAGCUCUGUGUGAGUUCAUCAAGGCUAAAGGAGAUGAUGGUGAUGAAAUUCUGGAGCAAGUGUUACCAGACGCUGCCACUUAUGCCGACUACCUCUAUGGGUAUCUGAAGGCAGUGCCUGUGCUGUCAGAGGAACAGAGGGCUGACUUUAACCAGCUGGAGCUGGUCAUGACCAAGGAGUUCAUCUCCCAGCAGCUCAUCCAUCUCAUCGGAUGUCUGGACACCAACGAGGAGGGCGGCAGGAAGCGUGUAUUGACAGUCCUGCAGGAGAUGUUGGCUCUUCCACAGACUCCCUCCUCCCUGGUCUCCCUCCUCACUGAGAAACUCCUCACCCUCAUUCCUGAUGACCACAGACGCAUUCAGACUGUGGCAGAAAUCAUCUCAGAUGUGAGGGAGCCCAUCAUGGAGGCCAGUCAGCCAGUGGAUGAGAACGAGAGCCGUCGGCAGCAGGUCCAGCUAGCAGAGGUGAAGGUGCGUAUCUUGGAGGCUAAACAAACCCUGGAGGACUUUAUCACCGCCCAGGAGUUCAGCCGUGCUGCAGAGCUGAAGGACUCCAUCACAGAGCUCGAGAACCGCAGGAACCACAUCAUCCAGGAAAUCGCAGAGAGCAGCCAGCCAUCCGACAAGGAGAUCCGCACUGAGAAGAAUGACCCAGAGACUCUUCUGAGGUGUUUAACGAUGUGUGCCGAACUGCUGAAGCAGAUGAGCAUCAAGAUGCGAAUUGGUCCAACCAUAAGCGCCUUAAUGUCCUCACUGAUCCUGCCCAGUAUAGCAAAUGCUCACCCUGCUGUCCGUAAUAUGGCCGUGGUGUGUCUGGGGACAUGCACUCUGCACAGCAAGGAGCUGGCCAAAACCCACAUGGUCCUGCUGCUGCAGAUUGCCCAGCUGGAUGAGGUAAAGAUCCGUAUCAGUGCUCUGCGGGCCGUCAUCGACCUGCUGCUGCUGUUUGGCUUCCAGCUGCUCUCUGAAGCAGCUGCCACUCAGUCAGCGCCGCCCUCCCAGUCACCGGACAGACAGGAGGAGGACGCACCAGCGACCGAGGAGAAGGGAGAUGCACCAGAGGACACCACACAGAGCAUACUUGUGAUGCUUUCAGAGUUCCUGGACAGUGAGGUGUCUGACCUGCGUACAGAGACAGCGGAGGGCCUAGCCAAACUAAUGUACACUGGCCGCAUCUCCAGUGCCAAGAUGCUCUCCCGUCUGGUGCUGCUGUGGUACAAUCCCGUCACUGAGGACGACACCCGACUACGGCACUGCCUCGGCGUCUUCUUCCAGCUCUAUGCCCGCGAGAGCAGGGCCCACCAGGAGGUUGUGGAGGAGAGUUUCCUGCCGACUGUUCGGACUCUGAUGAAUGCCCCAGCCACCUCUCCACUAGCUGAGGUGGACAUUAACAAUGUGGUCGAGCUACUUGUGGAGCUGACCCGUCCAAGUGCACUUAUUAAGCCCUCAACUAACACAGAGGAGGUGUGUGUCCAUGAUUACUUGGCGGUGCGCAUGUGUGGGGAGAUGCUGAAGGACCCUACAGCCCCUGAGGUGCGUCUCUAUGCCAAGACUCUAAGCAACCUGGAGCUCAGCAGAGAUGAGACCGUCAGGAAAGACCUGCAGACGCUGCUGCAGCAGCUUGUACAGGUGGUGAAGGAUCGUGUCUGUCUUCGUGCUCUGGACAAAAUGAUUUCUCAGCUGGUGGACUCAAAAGAACAGGCUGAGCUCCUCAGCGCAAGCGCACUACAACCAUUGGAUGUCAAUGCAGAUGAGGCUGCAGCAGACGAUCCAUCAAAAUCUUCCAAGAGAGCCAAAAGAGGUCAGAGGAAAGUCUGCACAGCCAAAGGGGGCAGAAAGCUGAGCAGGAGGGCAGAGUCAUCAGAGGAGAGUGAUGGAGAAAAUGUGCCAGAGUCAGUUCCUGUGGUGCGUCCCUCGCGGAGGGCCAAGAGUGUAGCUCUAGAGAAGACAAAGCUGGAUCUCAACACGCUCAUCAACCAGGAGGCCAAUAUGUCAUAGGAGUCAGGUUAUGAGCAGUUAAUGUAAAAAUGGACAUUGAAAUUGGUUAUUUUUAAGAAGAACUCCAGUCUAAUAUAAUUCACAAAUACUUGUGUAAUGUGGAAAGAUUUACGUUUAACGUAUAGUAAAACUGACAUUAGUAAAUGUCACUGAACCUGGCACAUUGCUGAACCCUUACAAUGGGGUCACCUCUUUAUAUGUAGUCAUAUUUCCUCUGAUGUUUUAUGUCUGUAUGUUUCCCAGUAUCAAGUUUUUGUCAUUUUAAUCAUUAAAAGUGAAAUAUGUCAAA